This is a messenger RNA of Phyllostomus discolor (pale spear-nosed bat), 1500 nucleotides long. RefSeq names its product negative elongation factor complex member E (gene NELFE). The coding region runs from base 123 to 1253 and encodes 376 amino acids. Gene Ontology annotation, molecular function: RNA binding. The record is from RefSeq and is a predicted model, not a curated record. Gene Ontology annotation, cellular component: NELF complex. Lineage: Eukaryota; Metazoa; Chordata; Mammalia; Chiroptera; Phyllostomidae. The transcript is spliced from 10 exons. Gene Ontology annotation, biological process: negative regulation of transcription elongation by RNA polymerase II.
UUUCGCCUUGGUUACCGCGUUUUCCGCCCCAGCUACGUCAUCGCUCUGAGCGAGCGAUCUGCUGCCAGCGCGGGCGCCGCGCGAGACCUUGGGCCCGGGUUGACACCCCCUCAAGAGCCACCAUGUUGGUGAUACCCCCUGGACUGAGCGAGGAGGAGGAGGCUCUGCAGAAGAAGUUCAACAAACUGAAGAAAAAGAAAAAGGCAUUGCUGGCUCUGAAGAAGCAAAGUAGCAGCAGCACAGCCAGCCAAGGCGGUGUCAAACGCUCACUGUCAGAGCAGCCUGUCGUGGACACAGCCACUGCAACAGAGCAGGCAAAGCAGCUGGUGAAAUCAGGAGCCAUCAGUGCCAUCAAGGCUGAGACCAAGAACUCGGGCUUCAAACGUUCUCGAACCCUGGAGGGGAAGUUAAAAGACCCCGAGAAGGGGCCAGUCCCCACUUUCCAGCCAUUCCAGAGGAGCAUAUCUGCCGACGACGAUCUGCAGGAGUUGUCCAGACGUCCCCAAAGGAAAUCUCUGUAUGAGAGCUUUGUGUCUUCCAGUGAUCGGCUUCGGGAACUGGGGGCAGAUGGGGAUGAGGCAGAAGGCCCCGGGGCUGGUGAUGGCCUCCCUCGAAGCUUUGACUGGGGCUAUGAAGAACGUGGUGGCACCCGCUCCUCAGUCUCCCCUCCCCGAAACCGCAGCCGGGACCGCAGUCGUGAGCGGAACCGGGACAGGGACCGGGACAGAGACCGAGACCGGGACAGAGACCGGGACCGGGACAGAGACCGGGACCGGGACCGAGAGGGCCUUUUCCGCAGGUCGGACUCAUUCCCUGAGCGCCGGGCCCCUCGGAAGGGGAAUACCCUCUAUGUGUAUGGGGAAGACAUGACGCCCACCCUCCUCCGUGGGGCCUUCUCUCCCUUUGGAAACAUCAUUGACCUCUCCAUGGACCCUCCCAGAAACUGUGCCUUCGUCACCUAUGAAAAGAUGGAGUCAGCAGAUCAGGCCGUUGCUGAGCUCAAUGGGACCCAGGUGGAGUCCGUGCAGCUCAAAGUCAGCAUUGCCCGCAAACAGCCCAUGCUGGACGCCGCCACUGGGAAGUCAGUCUGGGGCUCCCUUGGUAAGAACAGGAUUUCUGCUCCUUCAUUCUAUCCCCCACCUCUCACGCCUUUCGUUUCCCUGCAUGUCCCCGGGUUCUCUAGAGGUCAGGAUUUGUGGGAGGCUGUGGGAAUGGGAAGGAGAGUGGGCAGACCCUCUGUCAGUUGGAAGUAGGAGAAAGAAGAGAGAAAAGGGUUGAAAACAACUUCCAAUAACUGAACAGGGAAGACAUGAAAGCAGGUCAAGUUCAUGAAGAAGAUGAACAUUUCAUGUGGCCUUGUUCAUUUUGAGAUGAAGUAUAGUAGGUUUUCUAAAAUAAGCAUUUGGAAUAGAGAUCUGGAACUCAGGCAUGAGGUGAGAAAUGAAAACAGAUUAGUCAUCUGUAUCUCAUGGUGGCUGCAAAAUGACAGUAUCAUUGGGG